This is a messenger RNA of Salpingoeca rosetta, 531 nucleotides long. RefSeq lists its product as uncharacterized. The transcript has 5 exons. NCBI's taxonomy places the organism in Eukaryota, Choanoflagellata, Craspedida, Salpingoecidae. The record is from RefSeq and is a predicted model, not a curated record. The coding region runs from base 1 to 531 and encodes 176 amino acids.
AUGAGCCAAGGCUUGGAAGAGCGAAAGACGGAAGAACAACGGGAGGUGGAGACAGACCCCAAGGUCGUGUUCGCUGUGGAGUAUGGCUUCCUUCUCAUCUUCACUCUCGCCCUGACAUUCCUGGGCAUGGUUGCGGGCAUCGUGUUCUUUUCCAUCUACGGGCCCGUGGAGUCGAUUGUGAGCUUUGCCGCCAUCUUGGGCGUGAUGCUCAUCCUGUUUCCGUUCAUCCUGCCCCGUCGCAUCACCGUCACCCGAAAGCAUCUCAUAAUUGGCUUGCUCAUCCCUAUCCACAUUGAACUGUCCAACGUCAAGAACAUCGUCCACGAGCAGGAGCUCUGCACAGAGCACACGUUCCAGAUGAAGAUCAAGUUUGCCACCAGCAUCACCAACCGCAUUUUGGUGGAGCGUUACAACGGAUGGGCCGUCACCUUCAGCGUGCAACAUCCACAGGAGCUGAUUGACACCGUGUUUGCGUUCCGUAACGGCCACACCAACUACCGGCCGUCCAGCACGCAGCUGCUGGGGCGGUGA